AUGAGCAAGGCCCUGGAUCGCAUCUCCCAGUCGCCUUUCACGCAUAGAAUAGAGAGGGCAGAGCUUCCUCGGUGGUUCCAUCAACCAACAUUUGCCAUAUACAAUGGUUGGACUGACCCAGUAGAGCAUGUAAGCCAAUUUAAUCAGAGGAUGGCCGUCCAUUCCAGGGACGAGGCCUUAAUGUGUAAGGUGUUUCCGUCCAGCUUGGGACCUAUGGCGAUGAGAUGGUUUGAUGCCCUUAAACCGAAUUCCAUAGAUUCCUUUAAACAGCUGACACAGGCUUUUGCUUCCUGCUUCAUUACCAGCAGCAGAGUCCCUCGGCCCCUAGAUUCCCUCCUAUCCUUGUCCAUGCGGGAAAGGGAGACACUGAAGGCCUACUCAAAUAGGUACUGGGAAAUGUAUAAUGAGAUAGAAGGAAAUUACGAUGACGUCGCCAUUAGUACAUUCAAGAAGGGCCUGCCGACAGAGCACGGCUUAAGAAAGUCCCUCAUUGGGAAGCCAGUCACCAGCGUGCGCCAACUCAUGGACAGAAUUGACAAGUACAAAAGGGUUGAGGAAGACCAGCAGACGGGGAAGGGAAAAGCUAAGGUUGUCCCUUAG
Messenger RNA from Quercus lobata, 600 nucleotides. RefSeq lists its product as uncharacterized. The transcript has a single exon. The coding region runs from base 1 to 600 and encodes 199 amino acids. NCBI's taxonomy places the organism in Eukaryota, Viridiplantae, Streptophyta, Magnoliopsida, Fagales, Fagaceae. The record is from RefSeq and is a predicted model, not a curated record.